Molecule: messenger RNA, 2555 nt
Organism: Erinaceus europaeus (western European hedgehog)
Lineage: Eukaryota; Metazoa; Chordata; Mammalia; Eulipotyphla; Erinaceidae
Gene: P3H3
Product: prolyl 3-hydroxylase 3
Exons: 15
Coding region: 52-2220 (722 amino acids)
Biological process (GO): collagen metabolic process
Cellular component (GO): endoplasmic reticulum
Molecular function (GO): protein binding; iron ion binding; L-ascorbic acid binding
Source: RefSeq, a predicted model, not a curated record
CCUCUCCUGCCUUUCCACGUCCCUCUCUCUACCCCUCUCGGCACUGACACCAUGCUGCCACUCCUCCGGUUGCUGCCUCUCCUGCUGCUGCUGCCGCCCCCCGGGUCCCCGGAGCCCCCCGAGCCCCCAGGCCUGCCCGUGCUGUCUCCGGGGGCGCCCCCGCAGACCCCGGAUCUGCUCUACGCCGACGGACUGCGUGCCUACGCGGCCGGGGCCUGGGCGCCAGCGGUGGCGCUAUUGCGGGAGGCGCUGCGGAGCCGGGCAGCACUGGGCCGCGCGCGGAGGGACUGCGGGGCGCGCUGUGCGGCCGAGCCGGGGGCGGCGCUGCCCGCGAGGCUGCGAGACCCCUGGGAGCCACAGCUCCUGCGCGCCGCGCUCCUGCGUGCCGAGUGCCUGGGCCGCUGCGAGGCUAGGGCGCUGGGCGCCGGGGGCGCUGGGCGGCUCCGCGUGGGGCGUGCGCUGCGGGACGCCUUCCGCCGCCGGGAGCCCUACAACUACUUGCAGAGGGCCUACUACCAGCUGAAGAAGCUGGACAUGGCAGCUGCUGCAGCACACACCUUCCUCGUGGCCAACCCGGCUCACCUGCAAAUGAGGGAGGAUAUGGCUAAGUACCGCCGUAUGGCCCGAAUUAGGCCCCAGAACUUCAGAGACCUGGAGACGCCCCCCUACUGGGCUACCUAUGAUGAAGGCCUGGAGCUGCUGGGGCGCCAGGAGGCAGUGCUGGCACUGCCCAGGCUGGAGGAGGCCCUGCAAGAGAGCCUGGCCUACGUGGAGAGCUGCCGAGCAGGCUGCGAGGGGGUGGAGGAGCAGCAGAGAAAUGAGGAGGAGGAGGCGGGAACAGGCAGCCAGGGGGGCCUCUAUGAGGCCAUUGCAGAGCACUGGAUUCGAGUCCUUCAGUGCCGGCAGCAUUGUGUGGAGGACAUAGCCACAAGGCCUGGCCGCAGCUUUCCUGUUCCCGACUUCCUCCCCAGCCAGCUCAGGUGGCUGCACCAGGCACAUGCACAGGUGGGGAACCUGUCCCAGGCCUUGGAGAAUGUCCUGAGUUUGCUGCUUUUCUACCCGGAGGAUGAGGCUGCCAGGAAGGCCUUGGAGCAGUACCAGGCUCAGCUGGGACAGCCACUGCCCAGCGUUGGACCCAGAGAGGACAUCCAGCACUUCAUUCAGCGGUCUCUGGGGGAGAAGCAACAGCUCUACUAUGCCAUGGAGCACCUGGAGGCCAGCUUCAAGGAUCCUGACCCCUGGACUCCAGCAGCUUUCAUUCCAGAGGCACUGAGAGAACAGCUCAGAGAGGAUCAGGAGAAGAGGCCUUGGGACCAUGAGCCUCCACAGCAGAAGCCCUCAGCCCACUGGAAGGAUGUCCUUCUCCUGGAGGGUGUGACCCUGACCCAGGACGCCAGCCAGCUGAACGGGUCAGAGAGGGUGAUGCUGGACGGACUGCUCACCCCAGCCGAGUGUGGGGAACUGCUGCAGCUGGCCAAGGACGCAACUGGAGCCAGGUCUGGCUAUCAGGGCCGCCGGUCGCCCCACACACCCCACGAACGCUUUGAAGGGCUCACGGUGCUCAAGGCCGCUCAGCUGGCCCGGGCUGGGGCGGUGCGCCCCCAGGGCGCCAAGCUGCUGCUGGAGGCCAGCGAGCGCGCGCGGACCCUGACGCAGGCCUACUUCUCCCCGGAGCGGCCGCUGCACCUGUCCUUCACCCACCUGGUGUGCCGCAGUGCCGUCGAGGGAGAGCAGGAGCAACGCAUGGAUCUGAGUCACGCGGUGCACGCUGACAACUGUGUCCUCGACCCUGACACCGGCGAGUGCUGGCGGGAGCCCCCAGCCUACACUUAUCGGGACUACAGCGGACUUCUCUACCUCAACGAUGACUUCCAGGGCGGGGACUUGUUUUUCACAGAACCUGAUGCCCUUACUGUGACGGCCCAGGUGCAUCCUCGCUGUGGACGGCUAGUGGCCUUCAGCUCAGGCGGGGAGAAUCCCCACGGAGUGUGGGCAGUGACACGGGGUCGACGCUGCGCCCUGGCGCUGUGGCACACGUGGGCGCUGGAACACAGGGAGCAGGAGAGGACCGAAGCCCAGGAGCUGCUGAAGGCAUCCGAGGAGGAGGGGGAGGAGGAAGAGGAAGACAAUGGCAAAGACCCUUCCCCGGAACCCCCUGGCCGCGUGCUCCAAGGGAUCCACAAGGCUGCGAAGCCGUCUCGGGUUCGAGAGGAGCUUUGAGGGACUGAGCCAGAAGCUUGAGGAUGUGGCCACUUGCUGCCAGGAUCCACAAGAGGCCCCCUUGAGCCAGGAGCAAGAGCACAAGCUCUGUCCUGAGCCUCCGCCGUCGGGGGGUCCCAGGGCCCUGCAGCCCGGAACUCAGGAGACACUCGAGAAGGCCGGGGCGCCCUGAGCUGUGCCGCGCGGAUGGACCUACAGCUCCAGGACAGAAAGAAGACAAGGCCUCGCGGGCACUACCGGACAGGGGUGGGGCUGACGGCCUGAAAGAGGAAGGGAGGGGAGGAGCUUUGUCAGCCUGUCAAUAAAGAGCCAGCAGCUGGCUGGCUCCGCCUCCA